CCUAAAAUAUGUUUGAGACAAAAUGUAUUUGACACACCUUGUUUUGAGCGACGUAAACUUCUGCUUCUGUCACUUCUUAUGAAGGCAAAAUCAAAAAGAAAAACAUAUACAAAAUACAAAAAUUAACACAAAAUGUUUCGCAUACAAAAAUUGCUACUCGAAGAAUUUCGUGAAAUCUACGAGCCUGUAAUUGUAGAGAAUCCAUUUACGCAAGUGACCGAAGAUGGGCAAGGUAUCAGACAAUAUCACAUUGGCCUCACACCAUCAAAAAUCAUCUUCGGCUGCGACGAUUUCGAUCUGACAGAUAUGGAUAAUUAUGGCUAUCAUAGCAUGGAUCCCGAAAUAGAAACCUUUCAACUGGUCAGCUUGUUGCCGCUGCAGUUUUUGUUAGUGAAAUUUUUUCGCAAGCAGGGACGUUGUAUUAUGCGUCUAUGCAUCGUCGGCGAUGAGGAUAAGCCGAUGUUUUUUGAAUUUGGUGGUCACUUGUAUAAAAAUUUGUUGUGGAAUACGUGGCGUGAGCGUAUUGCCACAAUACGUUUGUCACAGCCUAUGUUCUUCAACAUAUCUGGAUGCAGCCCAUUCUCGAGCACAGAUGUGUUGGUGGAGGACGAGGAGGUGGAAGCGCUGGUGCAUUCGGCGCCACAUUCGGUGGCUAGUUACUGCAUGAGCCUCGGACGCCAGUGA
Rhagoletis pomonella (apple maggot) is the source of this 684-nucleotide messenger RNA. RefSeq lists its product as uncharacterized. Bases 133 to 684 code for a protein of 183 amino acids. The transcript has 3 exons. Lineage: Eukaryota; Metazoa; Arthropoda; Insecta; Diptera; Tephritidae. The record is from RefSeq and is a predicted model, not a curated record.